AAGUUGCGUUUGGGGAUCCGGGUUGGGGGUGGGGUACUGUAAAGCAAAUGCAAAGAAGUGCGGAAUUGUGAUUCCCAAUUCUACUUCCUAAUCAUUCUUCUCUGCUCUCUUCGAUUCACCUGCUCCAGAGGCAGCAAACGUCGAACUCCAUAGCUGAAGCAGAACCCUAGCUCACGCCUUCUCUUUGAUAUUCGCUGUUUGGCAGUGAAAAUGUCAACUCCUUCAAGGAAGAGACUGAUGAGGGAUUUCAAGAGGUUACAACAGGACCCUCCUGCGGGUAUUAGUGGAGCUCCUCAAGACAAUAACAUUAUGCUUUGGAAUGCCGUUAUAUUUGGUCCUGAUGAUACUUCUUGGGAUGGAGGUACGUUUAAAUUGACGCUUCAAUUCAACGAGGAUUAUCCCAACAAGCCACCAACAGUGCGAUUUGUUUCUCGCAUGUUUCAUCCAAAUAUUUAUGCAGAUGGAAGUAUAUGUUUGGAUAUCCUGCAAAACCAGUGGAGUCCAAUAUAUGAUGUUGCGGCUAUACUUACAUCCAUUCAGUCACUGCUGUGUGAUCCAAACCCUAAUUCUCCUGCAAACUCGGAAGCUGCUCGGUUGUUUAGUGAAAAUAAGAGGGAGUACAACCGGAGAGUCAGAGAAAUUGUGGAGCAGAGCUGGACUGCAGACUGAUACCACAUAUAUAGAGGUUAUUGCAACCUCAAUCAUGAGCUUUGGGGGCUCAUCUGUGUAAUAGUUCCAGACACCUAAGUCCGGAAUUGUAAUUUUAGUGGAGCACACUCAUGCUGAUCCCAGCAUAGUUUCUCUAUGCUACUCCCCAUCAAUUGUUGUUCACCGCUUGUCCAGCUCCUGUAGAUUAUGUCUUCUGGUAUUGGAUUUGUUUAGAUUGUGCUAUUUUCUUUUCCAACAAAGAUGGUUUUCAGAUACUUCCAUUAACUCUUAAGUUUGGAUUUAACUUGUAAGCCUCGCAAACCUAAUGUAUAAUCAUAUAUUUAAAUUGAAAAGAAGCAACAACUUUUCAUUUGCUUUUGGAUCAA
Molecule: messenger RNA, 1034 nt
Organism: Solanum pennellii
Lineage: Eukaryota; Viridiplantae; Streptophyta; Magnoliopsida; Solanales; Solanaceae
Product: ubiquitin-conjugating enzyme E2 2-like
Exons: 6
Coding region: 211-669 (152 amino acids)
Biological process (GO): protein polyubiquitination; DNA repair; proteasome-mediated ubiquitin-dependent protein catabolic process
Molecular function (GO): ubiquitin conjugating enzyme activity
Source: RefSeq, a predicted model, not a curated record